UGAAGAGAGCGACAAUCAGACUCUGUCCUCUGACUGAGUCCAGCUGCAGGACAGAAGACGCUGCUUCGUCCACUUGUCCACACACUAAAGGCUCCGCCCCUUCACCUGAUUCACCAAAGAAAAAACAGUCGCCAUCGGUGACUGAAGAUCAAAAUCUGUCCUCUGACUGAGUCCAGCUGCAGAAGACGCUGCUUCGUCCACACACUGAAGACAAAAUGGCCUCCAGAUCAGAGGAGGACCUCUACUGUCCUGUCUGUAAGGAGGUCUUCAGAGAUCCUGUGGUUCUGUCCUGUAGCCACAGCUUCUGUAAAGACUGUGUGAAGACAUGGUGGAGAGACAGACCAACACCAGACUGUCCUUUUUGUAAGAGAAGGUCUUCAAAGACUGAACCACCGCGUAACCUGGCUUUAAAGAAUUUGUGUGAGACCUUCUUACAGGAGCAAGGUCAGAGGUCUUCAGAGGUUCUCUGCAGUCAGCACUCUAAGAAACUCAGACUCUUCUGUCUGGACCAUCAGCAGCCAGUGUGUCUCGUCUGCAGAGAUUCAGAAAAACACAUCGGCCACAAGUUCAGUCCCAUUGAUGAAGCUGCACAACAACACAAGAAGCUACUUCAGGAGACUCUGGAGACCUUCAAGAAGAACUUAGAGAGUCUGGAAGAAGUUCAGGUGAAGUUUGAUCAAACAGCAGAACACAUUAAAGUCCAGGCCCAACGCACAGGGACACGGAUGAAGGAGCAGUUUAAGAAGCUUCAUCAGUUUCUACAAGAGGAAGAGGAGACCAGGAUGGCUGCACUGAGGGAGGAAGAGCAGCAGAAGAGUCACAUGUUGAAGGAGAAGAUGGAGGCUCUGAGCAGAGAGAUAGAAGCUCUAUCAGAUACAGUCAGAGCCACAGAGGACCAGCUGAGAGCUGAAGACGUCUCCUUCCUCCUCAACUACAGAGAGCAGCAGCGCCCCCUGCUGGAGCCUCCAGAGCUGCACUCAGGAGCUCUGAUAGACGAGGCCAAACACCUGGGCAACCUGGACUUCAACAUCUGGAACAAGAUGAAGGACGUGGUCUCCUACAGUCCUGUGGUUCUGGACCCAAACACUGCUCAUCCACUCCUCAUCCUGUCUGAAGAUCUGACCAGUGUGAGUCUAGGAGACAGACAGAAGGUUCCUGAUAAUCCAGAGAGGUUUGAUUAUGUCAUCAGUGUCCUGAGCUCUGAGGGUUUGAACUCAGGAACUCACAGCUGGGACGUCCAUGUUGGAGACAAUGACAUCUGGACAGUGGGAGUUUUAGAGUCUGUCCAGAGGAAAGGAGACAUAAAGUCUGGAUUAUGGGGGAUAGUGUUCUAUAGAGAUACAUACUACAAACUGUCAUCAGGUCAAGAGUCUGUUCUCCAGCUGAAGAAGAAGAUCCAGAAGAUCAGAGUGAGUCUGGACUGGAACAGAAGAAAACUGUCCUUCUCUGAUCUCGAUAAUAACAAAUUCAUACACACCUUCACACACACCUUCACACACACCAUGUUUCCAUACAUUUUCAAUGGUGAUGGUGCUGAUGAUCAUCCAGUGAAGAUGUUACCAGAGGAAAACUACAGUUAGAGACAAACAGAAGCUUUUUAUUUCCUGCUGUUUGUGUCCCCGCGAGGUAAAAUCACUGUUUUUUGGUGUGGGAGAGUGAGUGGUUUACAAAAUUCAGUUUCUUGUAGGAACAGUUUGUCUAACAGAGAUAAAAAUGUGAAAAUGUGGCGUAGAUUUAGGGAAAUUGUUGUAAAUAAUAAUAAUGACAGCUUACAGGGAGGAGAAUAAUGGCAGCAGAAUUCUUCUGCGUUGGUAUCAUGGUAUCAACUCCAGCAAAAACUGUGUCAACAUGUGAUUAAAUACAAUGCUAAAACAAAUGCUAAGUAAUACUGUGUGUGCGUUCUAAACCAUCACAACUAAAUGCCUAAUCCUUAACCCCAAAACUAAUCCAAACUCUAAAACCAUCUUUUAAAUUUGUGAACACAAGACUCAAAAUGUGUCCUUAGAACCAACUACACACAUAAACACAAACAGUGACGGCGUGUAUAAACAUGGAAACAAAAAAUAAAUAAAAGACGGACCUUUUGCACUUGGUACGAUCUUGUAAAAACCAUUGGGACCAUGGCCUCAAGUUAACAGGAAGCCGGUCAUUUUGAAUUUUUGUCG
Molecule: messenger RNA, 2165 nt
Organism: Solea senegalensis (Senegalese sole)
Lineage: Eukaryota; Metazoa; Chordata; Actinopteri; Pleuronectiformes; Soleidae
Product: nuclear factor 7, ovary-like
Exons: 3
Coding region: 216-1580 (454 amino acids)
Molecular function (GO): protein binding; zinc ion binding
Source: RefSeq, a predicted model, not a curated record